Rotaria sp. Silwood2 is the source of this 3909-nucleotide messenger RNA. Lineage: Eukaryota; Metazoa; Rotifera; Eurotatoria; Philodinida; Philodinidae. The record is from the annotation of a GenBank genome assembly.
AUGGCCUCAAGUUUGACGACUGAUAUUGAAAGUCUAUCUAUAUUAUUCGAUAAACAAACAGAUUUAACUGAAAAAACAGCUGAUGAUCGACCAGAAACUAGCGGUUCGGCAUCUAAUAUUCAAUUACGUCGAUCUCUAACUGUAUCAACUCUUGCACAUUAUUUUGGUCUUCAAUGUGGCGAAUUUCUUCGUUUAUCUCUUAAUUCUCAAAUUGAAUCCAAUAGUCAUGAUACUUUAAAAAGCUUUUUAAUGAAACAUCGUGGAAUUUCGUUUGAAACUGGUAUAAAAUCGUAUCAUUCUCAAUCAAUAUUAUCGAAUAUUCAUGAGGAAGAUGAGUUUCUAUCCUAUCUUCAUUCAUCUAUAUCCUCUCCCACCGAAGAACUUCGAAUUGCUUAUAAUGUAAAAUUUCAUUGGACAUAUGAUAAUCAGCUUCAAAGUAAUUAUAAACCUGAUUUUUUAUUAAUAAAACAUUUAAUAAAUAAUGAAAAUCGAAUACAAAUAACAAUUGCUGAUGCUAAAUCAUCAUCUCGUAUGCGUAUUGAACAUUGUAUUCAAGUUGCACUUUAUGCUAUUGAUUUACGGAUAUGGAUCGAACGAAAUAAACUUGACGAAUACGUUUUUAUACAUGAUUUUGGAGAAAUAUGGUUACCAAGCGAAAGUGAAUUAAUUCCAUAUGAAAAAAAGAUUUUUCCAAUGACUAAGCUACAAGAAAGAUUAAGACAUUUUCUUAAAUAUGAUCUAGAGAAAAUUCUAACAGGUUCUGAAUGGAUAAUGUUACCACGAUGUUCACUUUGUUCAUAUGCACCUCGUUGUCGUCAAAGAGCUAUUUACUAUGAACCUAAUUCAAUAAAUAACUUAUCAUAUUUACCUUCAUCAGCUCAUUCAUUAAUUUAUUCAUUUUUUCAUUCAACAUGGCUUUCACCAAUUGAUCUUAAACAUCUUUUUGAUCAGUCAAAUCAAGAUGAUCCUUAUUCAGAUGAUAAAAAAAAACUAGAAAGCAUUUUAUCAAUCAAUCCAGAAGAUAAAACAAGUGCUGUUAUCAAAGCUCUUCAGACUCAUGAGCCACAACUAAAACGGCAAACAUCACUUUUAAUACCAAAAAAAAAUAAUGAUUUAAUUCUUUUAUUUUUUUUCUUGAUACCUAAUCCAUCUCAAUUACAUUCUGUAGCACUUUUUGCAUAUAAUAUAUAUGAUACGUUAAAUCAAUCAUGGUUUUCAUCUAAACCAAGUAUUCAAUCAUAUCCAUCACCUUAUCAAAUUGUUUCAAUGAUAAGUCAAUCAUUAGAAUUUAAAUCUCAACGCCCUUGCCAAAUAGUUCUUUUUGAUGAACAAGAAAAAUCAAUUUUAUUUGAACAGCUAACACUUGCAUCGGAUAGUGAAUAUAUUGAUCAAUGUCUUAUAUUAUUAAGUUCAUCAGAAAAUGCUAUUUUACUUGAUUAUCCGCCGGAUGUUAUUCAAACGGAUCGUUUUUUUCGUUCACAUCCAUUAUCGAAUGUAACAAAAGAUGAAAUUGAACAAGAAUUAUAUGAACGUUAUGGAUCAUCUGGUGACAAUAGUAAUAAAAAACCUUCAAAAGUAGAAUUAGCUCAACAAUUAAGACAACUAAACGAAAAAGAACAAGAAAAAGCAAGACAAACUCUUAUUGGUUUACCUUGUCUUAUUUGUUUACAUACAGCUAUUCGACAAUCGUUUGUUGUGCCGAUGCCUGCUUAUUUCGAUUUAGAAGAUCUUAAAUAUUCAUUCAAAAUUGCUUUGCCAUCAUCCAAUCCUAAUGAAUUAUUUGAAUCUAUUCAAAAGCCAGAACAUUUAAAUGUUCUUGUUCGUCUUUAUUCAAUUAUUCAAAACCAUCUUUCUGAAGCAAAUCGCCUUCAAUUAGAUGCCUAUCCGUUACCUAAAAUUACUUCAAUAAAUAGUCCUCAUCCACAUAUUCGUCGUUUAAUAUUUUUACGGCAAUAUGAAAUGUUAUAUUCUUUACGUUCAAUUCAACAAGCACGAUUUGAUAUAAAUGAACCACCGAUUAUUAUUCGAAUCAUAGGUAAAAAAUCGAUUGACAAAUAUAAUCAUUUAUGGGAAUGCCAAAUUGAACGCGGUCAAGAGACAAUUUCAAAAAACUUAACUGAAUAUGUAGCAAACACAAGUGAUUUUCGUACAUAUUCAUAUUUAAUUUCUGAAGAUAUUUAUACAAUCCGAACAUUUCCUGAUGCUAUUUAUAUGGACUUAGCUAUUGAUGGUGUUCCUUCUCGUAGGAAAUUUGACCGAUGUGGUUUAGCUCAUGUUGAGCAAAAAGAAGAAGAAGAAUCAAUAUUUAUUCGUGUUAAGCUCUGUAACCUUUCUCUUGAAAUUAAUCAUCAAUAUUAUUUGAGUGAACGUUAUGUAGAUUUUAAUACUAAAAAGGCUAUACAAGCAUUAGAACAAGCUACUCCGUCCACAAUACAAAUAUUAGAUGACCCAAGGCAAUUAACAAAACCUGAAGCAGUUCAAAAAGCAAGUGAAACAAUGCAACGAGAAAUAUUAAAUAUGUUUUCAAAAAGAGAACCUUCAAUUAAACCGGAACGAUUACAUAUGCUUAAUAGAGCACAACAAUUUGCAUGUGAAAAAGUUAAAAACGAACGUGUGACACUCAUUUGGGGACCUCCAGGCACUGGUAAAACUUUUUGGUUAAGUGUAACUGCUUUUCAAAUGUUAAUGUUUUCGUCUUCUCCAUUAAGUAUAUUAAUCACAGCUUGUACUCAUACAGCCAUUGAUAAUCUUCUUUCAUCAUUAAAUUAUUUAAAAAAAAUUUUUUCUUUAUCACCACAAUUUCCUCAAUGGUAUCAAUUAGCUCAAGGAUUAAUCGUAUUAAAAAUUGAUUCAAAUAAUUAUCGUGAUCUUUCAUCUUUAUAUGGAAAACGUUCUGUAAUUGUUGGUUCCACAGUAUGGACACUACAAAAACUUGAUCGUUCAAUUGUUUUUGAUAUUAUUUUUAUUGAUGAAGCAACACAAGUAUUAACAAGUGAUGCUGUUUUAGCUAUAAAUCGUUUAGCUGAUCAUAAAGAAUCGCGAUUAAUUGUAGCUGGUGAUCCUCUACAAUUACCACCCGUUAAACGUUGUGUUUAUCCAUCUUUACCUCAUCCUAUACCUGAUUUAUUUUCAUCUAUUUUUCACUGUUUAUUACGUGAUGAAAAUAAUAUUCCGAUAUCGUUAUAUACAGAAAAACCAUUUGAACAAAUAUCACGUUGUCCAUAUUUAUCCACUUUUGAUGAAAACCAUCGUAUGAAUGAUGAAUUAUCAGAUUUUACUCGUCUUUUAUAUGGUGAAAAUUAUCGUCAAAGUCGUUCGACACCUUCACUUUCUAUUCGUUCAGUUGAAGAUUCGAACACAUAUCUUCUUGGUUCUCUUCUUCAACCAUAUAGUUCACUUUAUACACUUCUUGUUGACUCAUCAUUAUCUUUAUUUUCAACUCGUAGUGAAGAUCUUGAUCUUGAAUCACAUCUUGUUUAUUCUCUGAUUAAAGAACUUGUUUCACGUAUAUCUCUCUCAUCAAUAUUUAUAAUAACUCCACAUCGAAUGCAACGCUCUGCUAUUCGACAAAAACUAUUAAAAAAUCCAUUUUCAAAUGUUUCAAUAUCAUAUGAUACUGUUGAAAGAAUGCAAGGAAAAGAAGCUGAAUGUGUCAUAAUUUGUAUGCUAUAUAGACAACGUGAAAUGCUUAACAAUGAAUUGGAUUUUAUUUAUAAUCGACAACGUAUUAAUGUUAGUAUAACUCGUGCAAAACAAUUGUGUGUUCUUUUAACAUCACAAUUAUUAUUUAACCAACCACCAUUAGAAUUAUUUGUUAAUGGAAAUACAAGAAAUGCUUAUACUUUAUUAAGUAAUUAUGUUAAUAAAUCGACUAUACGAUUAUUGGAUAAUCAUGGCAAUAUUAAAUAA